AUGACGAAAGCCAAGCAGCUCGUUACCAACAGCCACGAUAUCGUCACCGAUAUGAUGGAAGGAAUCGCUCUCUCACAUCCCCAUCUCGUACUCGAACGUUCGCAGCGUGUGCUACUGCAUCGCGACUAUCGAAAAAUUCGGGAAGGCCAAGUGACCCUCGUCUCAGGGGGUGGUACUGGCCAUGAACCUGCCCAUGCUGGCUACAUUGGCACCGGAAUGCUCACGGCUGUGGUCUGUGGGGGGGUGUUCGCUUCACCCUCAACGCAGCAGGUGCUCACGGCUAUUCGGUUGGCUGGAGGACCGCACGGGUGCCUCGUUCUGGUCAAGAACUAUACUGGAGAUCGACUGAAUUUUGGUCUUGCGGUGGAACAAGCCAAGGCUGAAGGCAUCAAGUGUGACAUGGUUGUCAUUGGAGACGACGUGGCUGUUAUUCAAGCCAAUGCUGGACGUCGAGGGCUCUCUGGAACUGUGUUUGUACACAAGUUGGCAGGGGCGGCAGCUAAAGCAGGGGCAGAUCUAGCGGCGCUCGUGGAUAUAGUCAAUCACUUGAUGGAGACGAACAAGGUGGGUACAAUGGGUGUGGCCAUAAAGCCUUGUACACUACCAGGCCAGCAAGAUAGUUCAAGAGAGUGGGGAGACAAAGAAAUGGAGAUUGGCUUGGGUAUCCACGGCGAGCCAGGCGUGACCAAGUGCGAGCAACAGGACGUGCCAUUUCUGUGCAAAAUGCUGCUCGAGAAGAUCACGUCGGACCAAAUGUCAAUGGGACUGGCGCUUGGAGACGGAAGUAAAUGCGUGCUGAUGGUGAACAAUCUGGGAUCGACGGCGGCGAUGGAGCUUUACGUGGUGGCCAAGUAUGCAGUACAAGCGCUUCGAGCAAAGGGCAUUGAACCUGAGCGUGUGAUGGUUGGCUCCUUCAUGACGGCACUGGACAUGGCAGGUUUCUCACUUUCGCUCUGGAACUCGAAUGGUGAUGCUAAGAUGCUCGCGUUAUUCGAUGCACCCACGUCGGCACCGGCAUGGACGUACUCAACCUUUGGUCCCUCGCAGUCGACGAUCUCCGGGCCAUUCGUAGAAGCAGAAGCGCCCAUUCAGCCUCAAAUUACAUUUGUGCGCCCUGCUGAGCUCUCAGAAGAUGGACGUCUGCUUCAGAAGUGUAUCAUGGCUGUGUGUGAUACCUUGAUUGAACACGAGCCAGAACUUACAAGAUGGGAUACCAAGGUGGGCGAUGGAGAUUGCGGCUCAACAUUUAAGAAUGCAGCUGAAGCUAUCCUGACUGACUUGAGGGAUCACUACCCAUUGAAUGACGCUGCACAGACCUUGCGUGCACUUGCUGCGUCAAUAAGUCGAAGUGCUGGUGGCACCUCUGGUGUGCUUUAUGUGAUUUUCUUAACAGCUGGAUCACGACACCUCGACCAUUGUCAAAAGUAUGAUACUAAUGCGUGGAUCGGCGCCUUCCGCGCUGGAAUCACUGCGAUUGAAAAAUACGGCGGAGCUAAGGAGGGUUGUCGCACGAUGCUGGAUGCGCUUGUCCCAUCACUCCAAGCUCUUGACAGCUGUACCUUGGAGUCUGGUACUAUGCUUGCUAUCGCAGCUGCUGAAGCGGCUCAAGGAGGUGCCGAGGCCACGACUCUAAUUUCUACCACGAAGGCAUUCGGCCGUGCUGGAUACGUCGGUGAGGAGUUCGGUGUUGAUAUCCCUGAUCCUGGUGCCAAAGCUGCGGCAAUGUGGAUUCAGGCCGUCGCUGAUACGGUCAACUUGAGCUCAGCCUGA
Molecule: messenger RNA, 1770 nt
Organism: Peronospora matthiolae
Lineage: Eukaryota; Oomycota; Peronosporomycetes; Peronosporales; Peronosporaceae
Source: the annotation of a GenBank genome assembly